GCGCACAUCCAUUACUGUUACACAUUCAUCACAGCUUAGCCUGCCAGCGUCACCGGACCAAAAUCAGCACGAGGAUCAUCCCUGCGCGACGUGUAUGCCUUCAGCAUCCUGGCAACAAAACUCUCGUGAUUCCGGGAACAGUGUUAUCGCAGCGUGGAUUAUCCAGGACGACCAUUUCGCUAAACCAGUCGCGAACGAGCAGCGCCAUCAGCAAGGCGUAUCACUGUCGCAGGCGUUUGCCCCCGCGCGCGAGUUGACAGACGCCAGUACGCAGACAGCCGACAUCGCGCUUGACGCUCCCGCCAGCCUUCCGCCUCCUCAACCAGCGCCACGGCAAGCACCGUAUCCAGGGGCAACCCCGCGGCCGAGGCUAGUCGCCCCGACUCCGUCAGGCCCGUCGCGCGUGCCAGCCGCGCCUCGUGCGCGCUCUGCCACCCAGCCCCGGCGCACCCGCGACCAGGUCACCCGCGACAGCUACCAGCUGCUGUGGCGAGAGUACCUAACCCUCACAUCUGCAGAGGCAGAGGAGCAGCAGCGGCGGCAGCAGCAGCGCCGCGCCAACUCGUUCAGCCUCAGCCGCAUUGCCAGCAUCUUCGGCGGCAACGCAUCCACAGAGCCCGAAGCAGCCCCGGCUGCAGCCCCGGCACCCACCAUGUCGAGCACUACAGCCCCUGCCGCGACCAUCUUGCAAGGCCCUUUGGACUACACCAAGCCCAAGGGCCUAGGCAAGGUGCUCCUGAUGAUCCUGUGCCCGCCCAGCGACAUGCUGGACAUGCAGCGCCUCACCAAGCAGGUCGCCAAGCUCUUCACGCUGCUGUGCAAGCUGCUCGUCAUGCUGUCCUUCCUCGUCAUCCCCGCCUGGCUGUGGCUGGUGCGGCACGAGUGGGCUAUCGGCCACACUGGCGACGCUGUGGUGGUGGGAGUGGCGGGCGUCCUACUGUUCCUGGCCGCUGACGCAACCAACAAGGCCGCCGCCAGCAGCGCCGCCGCAACCAAGGCAGGCGUCUUCACCGCUUCGGAACGCUCCGCCUACCAGAGCUCCCCGGGCUACGUCUCGGCGGUGGCCGCGGCGGCGCCGCCCGCCGCCGCCGCUGCAACGCACCGCCCUGCCGCCGCCGCGGCGGUUACGGCGCACCGCAGCGUGCCGGCGUACCAGGCUGUGUCCAGCGACCCGGCUGUCCGCCAGGUGAAGCAGCGCAUUAUGAAGCUGGAGCGGCUGCUGUUCGGCAAUGAGCUGACGGAGGCCGACAUCGGGCCCGACAUGCUGCAGGGCCGCGUGCAGGCGCUGUGCCUGGAGGUGGGCGUGCCGUUUGGCGGCCACGGCCGGAGCAGCUCUCAAAUGAGCGCUGGUGAACUGGAUGCUCAGCUGCAGGCGGUGGAGAAGGCGCUGGGCAUCUAAGAAGAGACAACGGCGGGAUGAGGAGGAGGGCAUGAGCAUCAUAACCAAUAGAGCUUGUUGAAUAUAUACAGCUCGGCGCAAGCAGUUCCAAGACGCGAGUAUGGGAGAAUCAGCUGGCUGGGUAGACGGGGACUGCGGGCAUCAUCGAACGUAAGGCGGGGAAAAACGUGAGCCGAGUGCAUGGGCCGUGUGGUGGUGGGGGCGAAGCAGGCAAUCGAAUUCGGUGCAUUACUCUGGGUGAAGCUGGCUGUGAUAGCUGCUGUUGGUGGAUAGCAUAUUGGCAUGGCUUGUGUCGAAAAGUUUAAUGGUGAUACUUCAGCAGCUUCACGUGGACCUCUGGAGGGGAAAGGCUUGGCGCCAUGUGUACUUUGGAGCCUUUGCACACUGUUGCACAUGAGAGAGACGUGCGAAGAACCGAACGCAGGCAGUAACCAGUAGUGAACUGACAUCUGGACAAUCCUAAGCAUGAGAGAGGUGCGGCACGCUGCUAUGUCUCGCAGACAGCGUGUCCGGGAGACCACGACAGCCGGACCGGCCAGCACAUCCCCAUCAUCGCGAUUCCAUCAUUCCAACUCUUGGCAAUGACGGCCACGGGCGCAGGCGCUCGCAUGCUCGGUUGGAGACUUGGAGUAGUGGCUGUGAAACAAUGAGCGUGGCUGUUGCUGGACGUUGAAUUCCCUAGUACAAGCAUGAGCGUGAGGGUGGUGAGAAGCAUAGUCCCGAGUGUGAUGGCUCGAAUCCCGGCCCACAAAUCCCACUCAGGCGUGUCAGGCGGGUGGCGGUUGCUACGUUCCAUGCUCCGAACUCAUGUUGCCGUGUUCCGGACGCCUGGCCAGGCCAGAGGCUGGCUGGCUGCGGGCUAUCAAUGAAUUGUUACUUGGUACCGCAC
Chlamydomonas reinhardtii is the source of this 2288-nucleotide messenger RNA. RefSeq lists its product as uncharacterized. Bases 95 to 1399 code for a protein of 434 amino acids. The record is from RefSeq and is a predicted model, not a curated record. Lineage: Eukaryota; Viridiplantae; Chlorophyta; Chlorophyceae; Chlamydomonadales; Chlamydomonadaceae. The transcript has 4 exons.